AUGUUCUAUAUCAUAGGACUGGGACUUUGCGAUGAGAAAGACAUAACCGUUCGCGGACUCGAAGCCGUAAAGGGUUCCUCCCGAGUAUACUUGGAAGCCUACACGAGCAUCCUGAUGGUGCAGAAAGACCGGUUGGAAGCAUUCUACGGCAAGGGGCUGAUCCUCGCCGACCGCGACAUGGUGGAGACGGAGAGCGACGAGAUCCUGCGCGAUGCGGACCAAGCGGACGUGUCUUUGCUGGUCGUUGGGGAUCCGUUCGGCGCGACGACGCACACGGACAUGCUACUCCGCGCACGCGCCCUGAAGAUCCCUACAAGAGUCAUCCAUAACGCUUCGAUCAUGAACGCGGUCGGGGCGUGUGGUCUCCAGUUGUACAAUUUCGGGCAGACGGUUUCACUCGUGUUCUUCACGGAAACAUGGAGGCCAGACAGCUUCUACGAUCGCAUAAGAGAGAACGUCGACUUGGGCAUGCACACGCUCGUGCUGCUCGAUAUCAAAGUCAAGGAACAGAGCGAAGAGAACCUGGCGCGAAAGAUAUACGAGCCGCCCCGAUACAUGUCCAUCCCGCAAGCCGUGUCUCAACUCAUCGAAGUCGAAGAAAAACGUCAGGCUGGCAUUCUAUCCCCGGAAACCACCCUAGCGGUUGCAGUCUCGCGCGUCGGUGGUGGACCGGGGAACGAGCGCAUCGUCGCUGGCACAUUGUCUGAGCUUAGCGCACAGCCCGCAGAGGCCUUUGGGGAGCCGCUGCAUAGCCUGGUUAUCGUCGGGAAGCGGGUGCAUCCGCUGGAAAUCGAGUAUGCGCAGGAGUUCGCGGUGAGUAGGGAGAGCUGGCGCAAUGUAGCGACCAAAAUAUAUGCAUGUAAUUUAGACUAA
Messenger RNA from Gloeophyllum trabeum ATCC 11539, 873 nucleotides. Its product is annotated as Diphthine synthase. Bases 1 to 873 code for a protein of 290 amino acids. Gene Ontology annotation, molecular function: diphthine synthase activity. The record is from RefSeq and is a predicted model, not a curated record. Lineage: Eukaryota; Fungi; Basidiomycota; Agaricomycetes; Gloeophyllales; Gloeophyllaceae. Gene Ontology annotation, biological process: protein histidyl modification to diphthamide. The transcript has 5 exons.